This is a messenger RNA of Rana temporaria (common frog), 1410 nucleotides long. RefSeq names its product transformer 2 alpha homolog (gene TRA2A). Gene Ontology annotation, cellular component: spliceosomal complex. Gene Ontology annotation, molecular function: RNA binding. NCBI's taxonomy places the organism in Eukaryota, Metazoa, Chordata, Amphibia, Anura, Ranidae. The record is from RefSeq and is a predicted model, not a curated record. Gene Ontology annotation, biological process: positive regulation of mRNA splicing, via spliceosome.
CGCUCCUCCUUAUGAACCGCCAGAAGAGCCGGGCGCCAUUUUGUGAAGCGGUAUACAGAAGAGAAAGCGGGUUACUUAGCGGCGGGUACGGACAGCGAGAGGUCGUGGAGGAGGAGAAGAGACCGAGCAUCGGCACACUCCUCGUCACAUACACAAGCAGCAGCCAUGAGCGACGCGGAAGGGAAAAAGGUGGAGACCAGAGUUAAUAUUCGUGAAGAGAUGGAAGAGUUUAUUCCAAGAAUGUUGAAGAGAAGGCAUCCCGCUCUCGAACCAAGUCACCUACUGAAAGUGCUGCCCGUGCAAAAACGGAAAGUCGGUCUCGUUCUCGCAGUGGAUCAAAGGCUUCAAAACGGUCUGAGUCUCAUUCCCGAUCAAGGUCAAAAUCUCGAUCACGGUCCAGAAGACGUCACACAGAAGAUAUUCCCGCUCCGGUCUCGCUCCCGUUCACACAGAAGGCGCUCAAAGAGCAGAUCCUACACACCAGAAUAUAGGAGGCGGAGGAGCCGCAGUCACUCUCCUAUGUCCAAUAGGAGGCGGCAUAAUGGUAGUCGGGCAAACCCAGAUCCUAACAUGUGUGUUGGCGUCUUUGGCUUGAGCUUGUACACAACUGAGAGAGAUAUCAGAGAGGUGUUUUCACGUUAUGGUCCCCUUGCUGGUGUCAGUGUGUAUUAUCAACGAACUGGACGAUCAAGAGGAUUUGCGUUUGUUUAUUUUGAGAGAAUUGAAGAUUCCAGAGCAGCGAUGGAGCAUGCUAAUGGCAUGGAACUGGAUGGCCGAAGGAUCGCGUAGACUAUUCAAUACCAAAGCGAGCGCACACACUCACCACCCCCAGGCAUUUACAUGGGACGACCCACACAUAGCAGUAGCAGUGGACGUCGUCGAGAUUAUUAUGACAAGGAUAUGACCCGAGGCUAUGACAGAUAUGAGGAAUACGACUACAGCAGCAGCAGCAGAUACAGCAGCAGCAGGAGACGUUCACCUUCUCCAUACUACAGCCGGUACAGAUCUAGAUCAAGAUCCCGCUCAUACAGUCCAAGACGUUACUGAAGGUAUGAAGAUGAAGACCUUAAAGGACCUUUAAAUAUCUGACGCAUACGUUUGGCCCUACCCUUUUUUUAAGAAUUUGUAAAAUUUUGCAGAGUUCUGUUGUGCUGUUUAUGUGACUUAAAGCAAUGGUAUUGCCAUAGUUUGGUGUAGGCCGAACAUCUGGAGAUGUUGAAACUACAGAUUUUCAAAGCGAUUAGUCUUUGUUUUGCAAACCGGAAUACAUUUUGUUUUCUUAUCCCUUCUGUUAGGAGGUUUUUUCAUUUAUUUUUUGAACAAGCUGUAUUUAAUGAGCAUUCUACUUACAAGGGAACUAUUUUGUGAUAGUAACUGCGUGUAUAAUAAAAAAAAAAGUGGAAAAAUCAA